Frankliniella occidentalis (western flower thrips) is the source of this 763-nucleotide messenger RNA. RefSeq lists its product as uncharacterized. NCBI's taxonomy places the organism in Eukaryota, Metazoa, Arthropoda, Insecta, Thysanoptera, Thripidae. The record is from RefSeq and is a predicted model, not a curated record. The coding region runs from base 208 to 687 and encodes 159 amino acids. The transcript has 3 exons.
ACAUGAAACUAAUCAAAUUUCUGAGUUUGUUCUGUCUUAAGAACAUGCCCUCCAAAGAAAAUUGGAGUCUUAAAAGCCAACAUUGAUGUUUAUGAUUUGGUUCGUGGGUUGACAUGAACGUCUGCUAGUGCUGCUCUGCUUUGGUUGUUUUCUCGGUUCAUUAUUGCAUGAACAAAGUUUAAUUGAGUGAGGGAACCCUAUCCACGAAUGGAUUCAGAUCCCGAGGCUGACAUAGAUGGAAAUGACACUUCAUCCAAACGAGAUUUUCUCAAACUUGAGAGAAAUCUCCAAACGUCUGGUUUUCGCGAGGGAGCCGGAGCAGGGCAGGAUGGGGCUUUCCAGAGUGGUUUUGACGCUGGUUAUGCCGAAGGCUUCAAGACAGCGUUUUCCCUUGGAAAAUUUAAUGGGAUUGUUGAAACAUUAAAGAGAAAUGCUGAGUUGCUUUCCCUUAACGAGCAGGAGCUUGACAGUUUCAGCUUUGAGAAUUCCAGAUUUGGGCUGUGCCAAAUUUGUAAAGAUUCAGCAGAUAAGUCUCCUUGCAAUUGUAAGAAAUCCCAAGAUAUUACUACAAUAAGUGCAAGACAAGCAGAAAUCACCAAGAAAGCACUGACUGAAAAAAUGUCCAUUAGUUUACCUAUAUUUGAAAAGACAGGACUCAAUGAAUUAAUUGCACAUGAUUCAGAAUAGGCAUAAUUCCUCGCAUAAUUCUCAAGUUCACAUUCCAUCUCAACAUUUUUCUAAUAAAGAACAUUUUUUAAUUUAA